This is a messenger RNA of Pieris rapae (cabbage white), 4203 nucleotides long. It is a transcript of the gene p130CAS, whose product is annotated as breast cancer anti-estrogen resistance protein 1. Gene Ontology annotation, molecular function: protein binding. The record is from RefSeq and is a predicted model, not a curated record. Bases 327 to 2096 code for a protein of 589 amino acids. Gene Ontology annotation, biological process: cell surface receptor protein tyrosine kinase signaling pathway; cell migration. NCBI's taxonomy places the organism in Eukaryota, Metazoa, Arthropoda, Insecta, Lepidoptera, Pieridae. Gene Ontology annotation, cellular component: cytoplasm; plasma membrane. The transcript is spliced from 9 exons.
AAAUCAGUGCUGUAAGUAAUUACUCAGCGCUGUGUGCUUAAAGAGUUAACAAAGUUGGGGCUCCGGCGAUCGCGGCAUAACCCGACUCGACAGUCAAACGCUCGCGCCAUCACAGACGGUCGCAUCAGCCAGUGUUUCUUUAUCGUCUAUUAUCUUACGUAUCACGCAUUUAUCGGCAUCGGCAUAGUUAUUUAGUGCACAUGAAAAUUCUGUGUAGUGGAUGUUACUAACAAGGUGUUGUGUUUCCUGUGACCGUCGCCGGGCGGAGUUGAGGCCGUAGUGGCUUAUGGUUCAGGCAGAGGGGAGCGGCCGGCGCCGCUAGGAAAAUGUCGAUACCCCUCAGCCGGGAGACUGUACUCCCCACGCAGUGUAUGGCGCGAGCGUUGUACGACAACAUAGCAGAGUCACCUGACGAACUGGCGUUCAGACGAGGAGACCUGCUCACCGUGCUGGAGCAGAACACGGGUGGCAGCGAUGGCUGGUGGCUCUGCUCGCUCAGGGGCAGACAGGGCAUAUGUCCGGGAAAUCGCCUGCGUAUAGUAGCCGGGGUGUUCGAUGGAAGCAGCACACAAAGACGACGGACGCGCACGCCUGCACCUGUCGCCCACCAACCUUUGCCCACACAGUCACCAGCCUUUACAAAAAUCGAAGAAUGUUCACACUACGACGUACCUCGCGCGCCCAUGCCAGUCCAACGCCUAGGCACAUACGACUGUCCAAGGCCAACCGCUGACUGGUACGAUGCACCAAGAGCGCCGCGGCCCGCCAGCGCUGACUCCGCUUGCAGCGGCACCGGAUCGCUUACCUCAGCAACGUCUAGCGCUUCAGCAAAUUCGGGAAGUUCGGCCCAUUCAGCAGCGUCCGCUUCAAGCACAUAUGAUGUGCCGCGGUCGCGAGCGUUACCUCUACCAUGUGAUGCAGCGCUGGAGGCACUUGAAAGAUUACAAGAAGAAGCAUCAGCAGCAGUAUCUCGACUUCUUUCAUACGUGUCCCCUGGAUGGCGACGGCGAGGCGCAUUGCGACCCCGCGUUCUAGACGUACGCGUUGCAGGCGCAAGGUUACGCGCCGCGUUACACGACCUAGCUGUGUUUGCUGACGCUACAUUGGCCAAUGCACACGAUGCACAAGACAAAGGUAUCGCAGUGAAAUUACGGCCUCUAGUCAAAGCGCUGAAGGACGCUGAACGCAUUACGCAUGAGGCCACCAGCGCCCUGGAUGCAGGUGACUGGGCCCCAGAGAGGCUAGAAAGGGACCGAGAGCCUACAGAUGGGACCCAGGAUGCGUUGGAUCAGCUCGUGGCGUGCGCCAGGUCUUUAACUGAGGAUGUAAGGCGUGCAGCGUCUUUUAUUCAUGGAAAUGCUUCGCUGUUGUUCAGACGGUCAGCAACAGUCCCAGAACACGAAUGGACGGAGGAAUAUGACUACGUGCGUCUCGAGUCGCGAUCGGCGGCGGGACGACGGAACGCAGAAAUACGGGCGGCACUCCCUGACAAAUUACGCGCUUCGUUUGACGCAUUAGUGCGGGAUGCAGACCAUGCUGGCGAGGUGAGCGCGGUUGCAGCUGCCACUCGUCUGCCUCCAGACGAUCGUCAGUUGGCUGCUUUUUACGCGGCGCAGACCGCAACGUACGGCGCUCAUUUGUCUACGGCCGUCGAAGCAUUCCUCAGAACCAUAGAGAUGGGACAACCUCCAGAUGUCUUUUUGGCACACGGCAAGUUUGUGGUGCUUAGCGCGCAUAGGAUAGUGCAUGUUGGCGAUACUGUGCAUAGGAGCGCCCAGCACGCAGGCCUAAAAGCGAAGAUGCUGCGAUGUUCAGACGCGCUUUCCGAUGCGCUAGCUGCAACAGUCGCAAAAACCAAAUCCGCAGCACAACAGUUUCCAUGCGCAAACGCCGUAGCAGAGAUGGCGGAAGCUGCCAGGCAUCUUGCUUCCCGCGCUCAAGACCUUCGCAGGACCUUGGUGAGAGCCGCUGAGCCCCCCCAGGACACCCCCGCUACCACAGUCCCCCCUUCUGCCACGACGACCCCCCUUACGCCCCUGACCCCAAUUACACCCAUUGCCCCACAUUUGGGAUCGCCCUCUCUCCCAGUUCUUUAAAGCUCUAUAGCUUAGCUUAGGAUUUGAUUUGUGGAAUUCAAGCGACAAUAUGACAUAGAAUUUAGAACGGUAUGGUUAUUACGCGAUUGCUUACGAAUUAAAGGUUAUUAUAGUAUGAGCGCUUUUGUCUAAAACGAAGUACAACUUAGUACAAAUGUGAUCAUUCCAUAUAUAUAUAGUUGGAUAAAGUUCAUAAAUACAGCCACAGAAUGCCUCAAGGCUUUAUCUAGCAUCAGAACCUCUUCAUAUUACAAAAAUAAUCGCUCGACAAGUGCUAUACCGACUAUAGUUAAAAUAAUGUAUUUCUAUUCAAGUUUUAAAAUGAUGAUGGUAUAUCAUAUUGUUAUAUCAUAUAUGUUUUUUUCGUAAUAGUUAUUUUUUCUAUAUGUAUGGCGCUUUAAAAGCUUAAAUGGACACACAAAAGGGUGGAGAUACAAGGAAGAAGUGUCAUACUAUGUGGUUAGCUAGAUUUCGUAAUAACACUACCGAAGCGGACUUGACUGUACUUAAAUUGUUUUGUAAUUCGUGCUAGGCACUGAGGAGCUGGCUUCCUCUUCCAAUAAACCAAAGAAUUUCAUGCGAAUGCGGUGUAAUGUAUUGCCAUUAAUUUUCGAUAAAACAGUCAUAGCUGGAUGCUCAUUUGCUUGAGUUGAGUUAUCCGUCCAGUAUAAAGCGUACAAAUUGUACUCGUAGUUGCACAGUGAAUGUUUCUAUCGAGGAAAAAUGGCUUCAUAAAUGUACUAUUCGAAUAUAUAGGGUUCACAAAAAUAUAAAACGGUUUAUAUUAGAUUGAUUUCUGUGUAUUUCGACUUAAUAAAUGUGAUUUGAAUUAUGUUCCUUUUGUCACGGCCAAGUCUAGAAAAUUCAAUAGAAAUGUGCUCAAUAUGUUCAAUGUUAGAUUAAUAUCGCGUCACUGCCAUUUUAUAAGAAAUUAAGAUUAGACCCAAAUUUCAAUUUUAUACCACCGUAUAGGUACAAUAAUUAGGAUUUGUAGACAAUUUAGACCAUUUUACAGCGUUCUCAUUAAAAUAGAAGUAGCGUACUUUGAAGGGGCUCAGUAUUACUCAGUUUAAUUAAUUAUUGCAGAAAUGUAAGAUAUAUUGCAAGUGAUUUGUUUCUGGUCCGUAAACGUGCGUAAAUUGAAUUCUAAAAAUUGGUUUACUCACGUUUAAUGGGAUUGCGACACAUAUUACUAAUUGUUCGGUACGUAAUUGGUUCGAAAUUGGUAACUUGACAAGGUUUUGGUUAUAUGAGGAAAUAUUCGCGAAUUUUCGUACUAAAAUCUAGGUGUCCUCAAAAACUGACGAAAUUAUUCAGCGGAAAAUAUAUAUAAAAUAUAUAGGGAGUUGGCGAGCAUAAAAGUACAUUUUCCUCGUAUUUCGUAUUGAUAGGAAUUAAUGUUCGUAUCAAUACAAAAUUUAUGAAUUAAGGUCGUGCGUUUUUAAGCUUAAAAAAAAAACAAUACCACUAAGAUAACGAAGAAAAUCUAGAAGGCGGGCACAGGCACAUCCAGGUGUCAGAUUUAAAUCACUUAGUAUAUCUGUUUUUUUAACAGUUUUAAGGGGGGUAUCAUUUGACAACGCAGCACUACCAUGGUGACAGACGUGGUCGUUUAUAUUCCUUAUCGUAUAAUUAUCGCUAUUAAAAAAUUCUGCCAUAUAAACAAAUCAUAUACAUAGGUAUUUUGCUCGCCUAGUUAAUUAAAACGCAUAGUAUCAAGAUCCUAAAACCGAUUUCUGUCAAUUUACGAACUGAUAUUAAAGUAUAUAUGUCAUUGGUCUGCAUUUCCCAAAAGUAUUCAAUAAAUUAGUUAAUAUUUAGGAUUGACACAAUGGUUACGCAAAUCUGAGUUUCAUUGUACGCUAUGAGCUAUUAAAACGCAUCAAGCUAAAAGUGAUACCGGCAUUUGAUGAAUAAACGUAGGUAUAUAUCAGUGUAAAAAUCAUGUUGUAUAUUAGCUAUGUGUAAUAUAUUUCCUAGAUGUUGUAUUUUAGUUAGGUUUAGAUGAAAUUGUACAAAAUGCAUAUUAAAUAAUUUUACCGAUUGUAUUAUAAUUUAAUCAUCUUGUAAAACGCAAUCAAGUUAAAUAUACAGAAUUUCGUAUUUA